Molecule: messenger RNA, 510 nt
Organism: Penicillium verhagenii
Lineage: Eukaryota; Fungi; Ascomycota; Eurotiomycetes; Eurotiales; Aspergillaceae
Exons: 2
Coding region: 1-510 (169 amino acids)
Source: RefSeq, a predicted model, not a curated record
AUGGCGAAAUCAGAAAACCCUGCCAUUAAGCUAAUCUCCGCUGAUGCGAGCCUACUGUUCGAAAUGGAACCUAGCUUCUUCGAAACCUUCCCCGGAUUUUCUCAUCACCCGAAGAACCCAGUGAGCAAGGAGUUCGAGCGCUUGUCUACAUGGAGAGGCUGGCGGACUGGAUCCGCCAAGUGGAAAAAAAACUGGAAUCGUUGCAUCACCGAGCAGUACCACUCACUGAUUGGAAUACGAGUCAAUGAUCUUUCAACUUGGCAACAGAUGUGUCGGAAAGUCAACCUUGACGGCGACUUUCCAUCGAUUACGAAAUGUCGGAAGGCCCUAAAGCGAGUCUAUGUGAACAUCGUUGAUCUACUGGAAUGCUGGGAAGACGAGAAACAUCCUCGAACCUUCAAAAACGGCAAGGAAUUGUCCGAAUACUCUCAUUCGCAGAACAAGCUCUUCAGCCGCUCGCUUGCCAAGCAGGACAAAGUGUUGCGCACCUUGCUGAGGCAUAUUACCUAG